Chlorella variabilis is the source of this 1095-nucleotide messenger RNA. RefSeq lists its product as hypothetical. Gene Ontology annotation, molecular function: ribonuclease P RNA binding. Lineage: Eukaryota; Viridiplantae; Chlorophyta; Trebouxiophyceae; Chlorellales; Chlorellaceae. The record is from RefSeq and is a predicted model, not a curated record. The transcript has 5 exons. Gene Ontology annotation, biological process: rRNA processing; tRNA 5'-leader removal. Bases 25 to 1044 code for a protein of 339 amino acids. Gene Ontology annotation, cellular component: ribonuclease P complex; ribonuclease MRP complex.
CUCUUUCAGGAGUCACCAGCCAACAUGGCGGACUCGACCGGCAGCGGUGUGAGCCCGGGAGGGCCCCGCAUCUCGUCUGCGAAGAAGAGAAGGCUGGCCGCCCUGGAGCAAAACCUGGGUGCAGUCGGUCCAGGCGGCGGUGGUGCAGCACAUCCCCGUGGCAGCACAGCCCCGCCGCUUUCAGGGAGCAGCGGCGCGCCAAAGGCACCCAAGGCGCGCUCCAGCGGCGGCGGGCGUGGAGCCCGCGGCGGCAGCGCGGGCGGGGAGCAGCCCCCGCUGCCGUUGCAGCAGCAGCAGCAGCAGCAGCAGCAGGCGUGGGAGCCGCCGUACAAUCGCCUGGAGGAUGCCAUUGCCACGGGGCCGGCGGCGGGGGCGAUGGACCUGCCGCCGCCCCAGCCCGGCUCCCAGGUUGUGUCAGAGCUGCUGGUGUCGCUCAUGGCCACCAACCCGCGCGCCUUCGAUGCGCGGGCAGCCAUAGGGCUCAAGGUGCAGGACCGCACAGUCAUGCUGGACAACCCGGCGGGCCAGAAGCAGCAGCGGCGGCGGCGGCAGCAGCCCAGCCGCUGGGCGGCGCAGCUGGCCAGCAAGGCGCAGCAGCGGCGGCUGGGCCUGUACCAGCUGCAGACCACGGGGCUGACGUACGAGGCGGUGCAGCCGUUGUACCGCAGCUGGCAGCAGUACAUGCAGGAGCUGCUGGCGCCGGGGGUGCAGGAUGUGGAGGCGCGCCUGUACGGCGCAGACCUGCACGGCUGCCUCAUCAGGGUGUCUGCCAUGCUAGAACCGCGGUAUCAGGGUCUGCGGGGCAUUGUGGUGCGGGACACAGCCAACACGCUGCAGCUGGUCACGCCUGAAAACCGAUUCGUGGUUGUGCCCAAGCGGGCUUGCACCUGGGAAUUCGACGCCGACCGGAGACGGGUGGUGACGCUGCUGGGGCCAGGCUUGGCGCAGAGGUGCGCUGGCGCCGGCGGCAGCAGCAGUAGCGCCGGCGGCCCCGCGCGGCCCAAGACGCUGCGAGAAGCCAUCAGGAGCCAGCAGCGGCGGUGAGCUGGUUCACAUCGGUUACCAUCCUUGCCUGUGUAAAGUGCACAGCGGCAA